AUGCUGAUGGCACUGUGCUCUGCUAGCACCAACUCAUCGAGCAAUACCACUCGGCUCGAGACUUCAACAAGCUUCACCCACGUCCGAUCUGGAAUUCGCGAUGGCUCGGUAAGGAGUCGAGGCGUCAACCUCGGUGGUUGGCUGGUAGCCGAGCACUGGAUGACAGCAGACGCAGCUUUCUGGCAAGGCGCCGAAGACCAUUUCGCCAACUCCGGCGAGUACACAACUAUCACGAAAGCGUCAAAUCCAGACGAUAUCCGCGCCAAGCUGGGGGACCAUCACGCAACUUUCAUCACUGAAGACGACAUCGCCCAGAUCGCAGCGGCAGGACUCAACACGGUUCGAGUGCCGCUGGGCUUCUGGAUUUUGGGCUACGACAACCACGACCCGUCCAACCAACACGAGUGGCAAGUGUAUACACGAGGAACAAUCGCGUACUUGGACCAGCUCAUCAGAUACUGGACCAAGAAGCACAACGUCGCGGUGCUGGUCAGUUUGCAUGCUGCUAAAGGUUCUCAGAACGGAGCUGAUCACUCGUCACCUGCAAGCCCAGGACAGCAGUUCUGGAGUCAAUACCCGGAGAACGUGGCCAAUACCAUUGAGGUGGCUCGGUUUCUGGCUGAGCGGUAUCUAAACGAUGAAGCUUUCCUGGGGAUUGGACUGCUCAAUGAGCCUAAUGGCAACACGGAUGAAAAGGUGUUGUAUCAAUACUACAAGGAUGCGUAUCAAGCGGUGCGUUCGACUGGCAGUGACUGCGUACUGAGUAUCAUGCCAAUGCUGCAGAAACAGAGUCCCGACGAGAUGGUGGGCUUCAUGGAGGCGCCAGAGUUCACGAAUGUGUGGGUUGAGUGGCAUCCGUACUUCAUCUGGGGCUAUGAGCACACACCGGACAAUCAAUUGGUCAAUAUCGCUGUUAAACAGGAGUACAAAGGGCGGGUGGACAAGUGGAACGCUCGUGCAGGUCACAACCGCUUGUUCAUUGGCGAGUGGAGUGUGGCAACUGCGUCCAAUAUGCGUCGUACCAACCCCGAUUUGUUCUACACGUUUACGACAGAGCAGCUCAAGGCGCACGAAGCGGCGGAAGGAGGGUGGACGCUGUGGUCGUGGAAGGUCUCAGCAGGCAACAAUCGCGACCUGGAGGACUGGUCUCUGCAGAAUCUCCUCGCUGACGACCGCCUCGGUAGAAUUCUGCGUAACAGUUCGUAG
This is a messenger RNA of Phytophthora nicotianae INRA-310, 1206 nucleotides long. RefSeq lists its product as hypothetical. Bases 1 to 1206 code for a protein of 401 amino acids. Gene Ontology annotation, molecular function: beta-glucosidase activity. Gene Ontology annotation, cellular component: extracellular region; cell surface. The record is from RefSeq and is a predicted model, not a curated record. NCBI's taxonomy places the organism in Eukaryota, Oomycota, Peronosporomycetes, Peronosporales, Peronosporaceae. The transcript has a single exon. Gene Ontology annotation, biological process: glucan catabolic process.